AUGGCAGAGGACGACUACGAUGAGGGCAAUCAGAUCAUCACCGCCGAGGACUGUUGGUCAGUCAUCCACUCCUUCUUCGACUCCAAAGGUCUGGUGUCGCAGCAACUCGACUCUUUCGACGAAUUUGCGAGCACGACGAUGCAAGAGAUCGUAGACGAAACGCCCGCCAUCGUGAUCGACCAGAAUGUGGCUGCGGAUGACGAUGAUGGCCUAAACAUGCCUAUCGUCAAGCGACGCUACAUCAUCGAGCUCGGCGUGUUGACCAUUUCUCAGGCCGCCAUGACUGAGGGUGACGGAAGCACACGAGCCAUGUAUCCACAUGAAGCGCGACUACGGAACCUGACUUACUCUUCCCCCAUGUUCUUGAAUCUGACAAAGAGGAUGCAGCUGGCACGGGAGCGAUCAGCUGGUGGACAGAUGGGUGAAAACGGCGUAUGGAUAGAUCCUCCGAACUGGGAUGGAGUCACAGUGGAUACGAUUUGGGAGGAAGACCCAGACAAUCCUCCAGAAACAAAGGAUCAGGUCUUUAUUGGCAAGCUGCCUAUCAUGUUGAAGUCGAAGAUCUGCGCCUUGCGGAAUCGAAGCGAGCAAGAACUGUACGCGCAACAGGAAUGCCCCUUCGAUCAAGGUGGAUACUUCAUUAUCAACGGUAGUGAAAAGGUGUUGAUCGCGCAGGAGCGAAGUGCUGCCAAUAUUGUGCAGGUCUUCAAGAAGAAGGGAACACCUACACCUGUGGUUGCCGAGCUGCGAAGCGCCAUCGAAAAGGGCACGAGACUGAUCAGCUCGAUGCAAGUCAAGCUGGUAAAUCAGGCAGCCCACAGCAAUGCCACGGGCAAGACGAUCAAGGUGUCGGUGCCAUACAUCAAGGUCGACAUCCCCAUUGGUAUCGUGUUCCGUGCGCUAGGUAUCGUUUCCGAUGAAGACAUUCUCAAUCACAUUGUCGACCGAAAAGACACGCAGAUGCUGGAAAUGCUCAAGCCAUGUCUGGAAGAGGCUUUUGUGAUUCAGGACCGCGACGGCGCUCUCGACUUUAUCGGAAAGAGAGGAAAUCAACAAGGUGUGAAGGAACGCCGUAUCCGAUAUGCACGAGAAAUCAUGCAAAAGGAGUUUCUCCCUCACAUCUCGCAAGAGGAGGGCAGCGAGACUCGAAAGGCGUUCUUCUUGGGCUACAUGGUCAACAGGUUGCUUCAGUGUGCACUUGGUCGGACCUCGGAAGACGACAGAGAUCACUUCGGAAAGAAGCGACUUGACCUUGCAGGUCCGCUGAUGGCGCAAGUAUUCCGUCUCAAAUUCCAGCAGCUCGUGAAGGAGAUGAAGCAAUACCUACACCGCUGUGUGGAGACUGGACGAGAGUUCAACAUUACGCUGGCUGUCAAGACCAACAUCAUCACGUCAGGCCUUCGGUACUGUCUUGCAACAGGUAACUGGGGUGACCAGAAGAAGGCGUCCCAAUCCAAAGCAGGUGUCAGUCAGGUGCUGAAUCGCUACACAUAUGCGUCAACGCUGUCACAUUUACGGAGAACGAACACUCCCAUCGGGCGAGACGGCAAGAUUGCCAAACCGCGACAACUUCACAAUACACAUUGGGGCCUUGUGUGUCCCGCAGAGACGCCAGAAGGUCAAGCUUGUGGUCUGGUGAAGAACCUGUCGCUCAUGUGCUACGUUACUGUAGGCACACCCGGCUUCCCAUUGAUUGACUUCAUGCGACAGCGCGGGAUGGAUCUGCUCGAAGAGUAUGAUCCGGUAAUAAACCCAGGAGCAACAAAGGUCUUCCUGAACGGCACUUGGGUCGGUGUGCAUCGCAAUGCUGGCCACUUGGCUGACACAUUACGAUCACUGCGAAGAAAGGGUCUCCUCAGUUUUGAGGUCACCAUCAUUCGAGAUGUUCGUGAGCGUGAGAUCAGAGUCUUCACAGAUGCGGGUCGUGUUUGCCGUCCACUCUUCGUUGUCGACAAUCGAACAGAAGCCCCCAACAACAAAGGCAGUUUAGUCCUCGAUCAGACUCAUCUCGCAAAGCUUGCAGAGGACCAAGAUAUGCUCCAGAAUCUAGAGGGCGUGAGCGAAGAAGAGCGAGAGAAGCACAUCUUCGGCUGGAAAGGUCUCGUUGAUGGUGGUGUCGUCGAGUAUCUUGACGCUGAGGAAGAAGAGACCGCCAUGAUCAGCAUGACGCCCGAAGACCUCGAAGAGCACAAAGCUAUGCGAGCAGGUAUGCCCGAAGAAGCCAGAGACGACCCACAUCGCCGCAUCAAACAACCGCCGAACCCUUUCGUCCGCACCUGGACACACUGCGAGAUUCACCCAGCCAUGAUUCUGGGUAUCUGCGCAAGUAUCAUUCCGUUCCCCGAUCACAACCAAUCUCCACGUAACACUUAUCAAUCGGCCAUGGGUAAACAAGCUAUGGGUGUAACGCUCACCAAUUAUAAUGUACGUAUGGAUACCAUGGCCAACGUCCUGUACUACCCUCAGAAGCCCUUGGCAACUACGCGUAGUAUGGAGUUCUUGCGCUUCCGAGAUCUGCCAGCCGGGCAGAACGCCAUCGUUGCCAUUUCUUGCUAUUCUGGAUACAAUCAGGAAGAUUCCGUCAUCAUGAACCAGAGCAGUAUCGAUCGUGGUCUCUUCCGAUCGCUUUUCUUCCGAGCCUACAUGGAUCAGGAGAAGCGGGUGGGUAUGAGUGUGGUGGAGCAGUUCGAGAAGCCUGUGCGCGCCGACACGAUGAGGAUGAAGCAAGGCACGUACGACAAGCUCGACGAGGAUGGAAUCAUAAGUCCCGGAUCUCGUGUCUCUGGAGACGAUGUCAUCAUUGGAAAGACAGCACCCAUGCCACCCGACGCAGAAGAGCUGGGCCAGAGAACCAAGCUUCAUGUCAAGCGAGACGUAUCUACGCCUCUACGAUCUACGGAAAACGGUAUCGUCGAUCAAGUAUUGCUCACCACCAACACCGAAGGUCUACGGUUCGUCAAAGUCCGAACGAGAGUUACGAAAGUUCCUCAAAUUGGUGACAAGUUCGCUUCCCGUCACGGACAGAAGGGUACGAUCGGUAUCACAUACCGACAAGAGGACAUGCCUUUCACAGCCGACGGUCUGACGCCAGAUAUCAUCAUCAACCCACACGCCAUUCCGUCUCGUAUGACUAUUGCCCACUUGAUCGAAUGUCUACUCUCCAAGGUCGGCGCGCUGCAAGGGCAGGAAGGUGACGCUACACCCUUCACCGACGUCACUGUCACCUCCAUCUCGCAAAUUCUUGCCGAUCAUGGCUUCCAGCAACGAGGCUUCGAAGUCAUGUACAACGGCCACACGGGCAAGAAGCUCAACGCACAAGUCUUCCUCGGACCAACAUACUAUCAACGUCUCCGCCACAUGGUCGACGACAAAAUCCACGCUCGUGCCCGUGGACCACUCCAAAUCCUCACUCGCCAACCAGUCGAAGGUCGUGCUAGAGACGGUGGUCUCCGUUUCGGAGAGAUGGAACGUGACUGUAUGAUAGCUCACGGCGCUUCUGCAUUCUUGAAGGAGCGACUCCUCGAUGUCUCCGAUGCAUUCCGCGUGCAUAUUUGCGAGAUUUGUGGUCUAAUGACGCCCAUCGCUUCGAUCAAGAAACAGCAGUUUGAGUGCAGACCUUGCAGGAAUAAGACCAAGAUCGCGCAGGUCAUUAUCCCUUAUGCUGCCAAGCUUCUUUUCCAGGAACUUGCGGCUAUGAAUGUUGCUACGAGGAUGUUUACCGAUCGGAGUGGCAUUUCGAUUCGGUAG
Molecule: messenger RNA, 3747 nt
Organism: Pseudocercospora fijiensis CIRAD86
Lineage: Eukaryota; Fungi; Ascomycota; Dothideomycetes; Mycosphaerellales; Mycosphaerellaceae
Exons: 2
Coding region: 1-3747 (1248 amino acids)
Biological process (GO): DNA-templated transcription
Cellular component (GO): RNA polymerase II, core complex
Molecular function (GO): DNA binding; ribonucleoside binding; DNA-directed RNA polymerase activity
Source: RefSeq, a predicted model, not a curated record